This is a messenger RNA of Macaca mulatta (Rhesus monkey), 5872 nucleotides long. The record is from RefSeq and is a predicted model, not a curated record. Lineage: Eukaryota; Metazoa; Chordata; Mammalia; Primates; Cercopithecidae.
AGGUGUCUUACAGCACAGAGGGCUGCUUUCAGCCUGAGUACCUUCAGUGGGCUUUCGCCCUUUUCCCUUUGUGAAGAGUAGAGGCUGGCCGUUGGUCCUGGAAACACUUUGUUUUUAGUUGGGUUGACAUUUCACAGGAAAUGCAGUUAUCCCGUAAGUGGAUAAAGGGUUCUCAGUAAUUCAGACUCGCUUGGCUUCUGCCGUAUGCCCGAGGUGACGGCGGUUACAGUGUGUCAGAGCCAGGUGGAGAUGUACGAUGGUCAGGCCCAGAGGAGGGAGGAGCCCAGGCUAGAAUGUGGCCUUGGAAAGAAGGAAGAGAAGGGGUCUGGGAGGGCAUUUCAGAGAACUGAACAACACUAGAGGCAUGAAGCUUGGUGCACCGCUGCUAGGGCUUUCCUAGUUCCGGAGGAAUUGGGGAAUUGGGGAUGGGGUCGUGAAGAGAAAGGUGGUGGGAGCCAGACUGUCAGUGUUCCCGGACCCCAGGCGGAGGACUUCAUCCCGGACUGUCAGUGCUCCCGGACCCCAGGCGGAGGACUUCAUCCCGGACUUCAGUGCUCCCGGACCCCAGGCGGAGGACUUCAUCCCGGACUGUCAGUGCUCCCGGACCCCAGGCGGAGGACUUCAUCCCGGACUGUCAGUGCUCCCGGACCCCAGGCGGAGGACUUUAUCCCAGACUGUCAGUGCUCCUGGACGCCAGGCGGAGGACUUCAUCCCAGACUUCAGUGCUCCUGGACCCCAGGCGGAGGACUUCAUCCCAGACUUCAGUGCUCCUGGACGCCAGGCGGAGGACUUCAUCCUUACCACGCACAUAGUGAUGGACCACAGAUGUGGAUGAAUGUGGUGGGCCCUAGAACAAGGCACAUAGAGAGUUUUACACUUUCUGGCAUGUCCUCAUGGUUUCUGCUUGGACUGGUUUUAUCUCCCUUUCAGUUUUGUUUGUGACUAGACAUAUAAAGCAGUCACCUUCAGCAGGUAACUGAUGGGCUGUCUGCUAUGGAAUGGACUUCCAGGUGGUAGGGCCCAGCCCCAAACCAGACAAGGGACCCCUCCAGGAGCUUCAUUCUAGCAGGAAAAAAUUGAGAAAUAAGCCAGAAAGGUAUCAGGAAACAGUUGUACACAAAAUAAAAGCAGGGUGAUGUGAUGUAAGGUACUAGGGGUCAGUGUGGGCAAUAACGGAGACCUCUGAAGAGGAGGUGGCCUUCAAACUGAGCAGAGAGGAGGGCUGCAGUGGGGGCAGCUGCUGUGAGGGCUGGCCUUGAUCUGGGAACAGGGCUGGCACUGCCUUGCCUGGAUCCAAGGGUGUUCCACGGGCUGUCCAGUGACGACUCGCAAGAGCCUCGUGGAGAAGGCACGAGAGGUGCUGUUGUCCCAUUUCACAGACUGGAACCUGAGGCAUCCUGGAAUAGCCUGUCCUGGUCACACUGACAGAGAGUGGUAGAGCCAGGAUCUGAAAGCAGGCCGUUGGAGUCCAAAGUUCACGUUCUUGCUCCUGCCACACUGCCUCAGGCUGUUCCUGGUGAUGCGUUCAGUCAGGGUGUGAGCUGACUGUGUGUGUUUGGUAUACGUGUUGUGUGUGUCAGAGAAGCAGAAUUGGCUGAUGGGUUUCGAGUAGGUUUUUUACACGUUCAGCUGGAGAGAGAGACGUUCUGAACUUUGCCUAGAGAACACCCUUUGGUGGGAGAGCCGAGUAUUUUCUCUCUGACAUUACUCUCAUCACCUGCAGUCAAGUAAAAGCGCUUUAAUGGGAAACAGUCUGAGUAAAACGGGGAAAACUGUAAGGAGCUACAAGACGAAGAAUGUGAUGCGUGUCUUUCAGAUGCCUGGCUUUGGCCUAAACAGGGUGGCCUUUCCAGGUGGCGCAUUCUAGUGUAGCCUCUAUUUAAAUACGGAGUUCUCUCAGUGGAGAGUGAAAGUCCUCCUGUGUGUCUUUGGUUUACAUGAGACCAAAGGGCCCCUCGGUCUCCUCGAGCCGGCCUGGCACUCCGCAGGAUCCAGGAAUGGUGUCACGGAGCCACAUUCUGCACAGACUUGGUGACGUGGAGGGAGCUGCCUGGAUCAUUUCCCCGCAUCAGUUGUGAUGGGAGAGCCGAGGCCCUUGAGGGCAGGAUUGCGUCUGGCCCCCUCUGCCUUCCACCUGCAGGGAAGGUUUCCCCAGCGCUCACAGGGUGGGACUGGAGGAGCGUUGGUUUCAGGAAGAUGCGGGUUCCAGCUCCUGCCCACCGCAAACAUGCUGAUGGGCCAGGACAAUGCUUUAGCCUUUGUGAGCCUCAGCUUUCUUACUUGUGCAUGAGAACAGUAAGACUGACCCCAAGGGUUGCCGAGGAACGAUGUCUUUGCUUUCGUGUCUGGUGUUUCUUAGAGCCUCGUUUUACAGAUGAGGAAACCGAGGCCGGCUGCUGCGUGCUCAGAGGGUUUGUUGAAGGCCUCACAGCCACUUAGCACAGGCGGGACUUUAGGCCAAACUUGAGGCUGGAGUCUUUCUCCUCACUGCCCUGCCGAGGCAGCAGAUGGGGGCGGUGGGGAAGGGGAAUGCGCCCCUGGCAUCUUCUCUAGCUCAGGGGCCAGCAGGCAUCUCAUCUUCUAAAGUAGGAAUGACAACCGGCAGGCGUUGGGUACUCAGCAGUGCUUUCCUGAAGAGCGGCAGGUCCUGAUGCCGUCUCGUCCCGGGAGUGGGUGGUGGCGUGCUCGGCUGAGGAGCCAGGUGGCAGUCAGGCUUGGCUUGGCCUGUCCAGAAGCAGAGCUGUGGCGGGACCGUGGACACGUGGCUUCUACUGUUUGAGACUAGGUCCUUCUUGGUGAAAUGUGGGUAAUGAUGCCCUUCACUUGGGCAUCUGGGAAUUAAGUGGGUGAACAAUGUGACCUCUGGCACGUGGGUUCUCAGGUGAAUUCCUCAGGGCAUCACCGCAGUGUGUUGAAAUAGGAGCAGAUAUGUUACCUCCACUUGCCAGAUAAGAAACUGGGACGCAGAUGGAUGCACUACCUGAGAGUUGUAGUUACAGAAUGUCUGAAGGGGACAGUGUGGGAGAGUCCGUCCAUGGGAAACCUUCGGUGGUGUACAGAUUUUUCACAAGACUUGGACAGAUUUAUCAGUCCUGGCUAGACAAGUCCACACCCUACACGGCCGUGCGAUGGGUCGUGACACUGGGCCUGAGCUUUGUCUACAUGAUUCGAGUUUACCUGCUGCAGGGUUGGUACAUUGUGACCUAUGCCUUGGGGAUCUACCAUCUAAAUCUUUUCAUAGCUUUUCUUUCUCCCAAAGUGGAUCCUUCCUUAAUGGAAGACUCAGAUGACGGUCCUUCGCUACCCACCAAACAGAACGAGGAAUUCCGCCCCUUCAUUCGAAGGCUUCCAGAGUUUAAAUUUUGGCACGCGGCUACCAAGGGCAUCCUUGUGGCUAUGGUCUGUACUUUCUUCGACGCUUUCAACGUCCCGGUGUUCUGGCCGAUCCUGGUGAUGUACUUCAUCAUGCUCUUCUGUAUCACAAUGAAGAGGCAAAUCAAGCACAUGAUUAAGUACCGGUACAUCCCGUUCACACAUGGGAAGAGGAGGUACAGAGGCAAGGAGGACGCCGGCAAGGCUUUUGCCAGCUAGAAGCGGGACUGAGGCUGCCUCACGUGUUGCAAGAACGGUUUUGAGCCAUUGUUAACAAUGCCUUUUUUCUUCACAUAAAGUAGUUGAUUACGAGGGAGUUGAAUUUUCUUUUUAAAAAGGAGCUUCAAUGAUUUGUAACUGAAAUAUCAGGUUCUUGAAGAAACUGGCACUUAAACCAAAUCGCAUGGAUUUCUUUUUCAGUGACGUUCAAGUGUUUCUCACGGAUGGAAUUCUAGUCAGCUGCAGGCGGGAAGCCAGGCGGGUGGAGCCCAUGGGAGCAAGGGCGAGUGGCCGGUCCCCCCCCCGGUGCCAGGUGGGCAGGCAGGAGCGAGGCCUGCGAGGGAGGAAUGGGCCGCUCCCCGCCAGCCGCCUUCCCCACCAGCCACAGGUGUGCCAGCCACUCCACAGAGCCCGAGUGAUGAUCUAGCCUGAUUCCUGCGUGUCUGAAAGAACUUAACGUUUUAAAGGUGAUUGUCAAGUAACUGUGUGGGGUUCUAAUGCCAGUUUCCUAAUCCAUCUCACUGGAGAUGUUUAAAGUUGGCCUCUAUCCUAAUGACUCAAAACUUUGUUCUUAACUACCAUGAUUGCUUUUGAGGGCCCAGAAUUAUAAAUAUAUAUUAUAUUUUAAUUGUUUGAGAUUAUUUUGACACAUUUCUUUGAUAUGUAAAGUGUUUUGUUUUUAAUUUAAAUCUGUCAUCAUGCAACCCCCCCGAGGGGCAGCGAAGCUGGCGGGGAGCAGACUGGCUUUGUGGGUUCGGCACUCGGCACCCCACUGCGGGGGGAGAGGCAGAACCCACGUGCAUGUCAGCAUUUUUGAUGUGAUAAAAUACUCAACAUCUUACCAAGUGAUUUUUAACUCCACCUUUAUUAAGGUCUUAUCUAAAACACGACAGUCGCUGGACACAAGAAAGCCCAACUUUCGUUUGGCCUUUCCAAAAGGUGAACCCAUUUUGCCAACAGCAGAACAUCAUAGCUGCGGUCCCAGACGAGACACAGAUGCAAGGGAAGGCCUCUCCUGGGUCCCGGGCUGCUCAGGCUCCUCACUCUGGGCGGUGUGUCCUGUCUUAGAAUUUACACGGUGAAAGAUGAUUGUCUGGAUUUUCUUGUGCCAGUAUUUGCAUAUCCGACAUUGAGCUCCUCUCUUAAGAGGCCACAUUCAAGCUUGUGGGUCCCUGGCCCAGGAUAGCAAGGGCUGCUCCCAGGGGGUGCUUCUGGUACUGUGUUGAGACACUUGGAUUCUCAGACUCCAGACAGCAGUGUCUGUCACUUUCCAUACUGUUUUCCUAAUAAGCGCUCAGGCCUAAAAUGUGACAGGAGGUCGCGUGCACUUGGCCCGAGCACAGUGUGAAUCAAAGGACUGGGUGCUGACGGAUGGAGCCACGGUGGCAUUUGCCCACCCAGCUGCAGCCCCAGUGCCUCCCUUGGUGCUCCUCCCAGUUUAGAGGGUCACAGCCUCCCCACCCCAGCCCCUGGUAAGCUGACCUUGACUAACCCGGGAAUACAGGGUCAUCCUCAUUCCUAAGUCAAACAGCAGGACAUGGUCUGCGGGGGUCUUUGCUGGAAGCUGGUGCUGCUGGCCAGGCCUCGGCCUUGCCAACAGGUCAGUAGGGAAAUGUGGCAUACGCCCUCGAGGCAUGUUAACACUGCGCUUUAGGAAAUCUCAAGUUCCAUCUUGUUAUUAAUGUGCCCACAUUUUGGUGGAGUUAGUUUAUUAAAGAUGCCUACGGUGAAGUCUCUGGCACAGGUUAAAUGCAAUUUUGAAAACCUGGAAAUGUCAAAUGGAGGCAGGAAAUAGGCUAGGGACGAGCUGAAGGGCUGAGCACAGCAGUGACGCUGGGUCAGCAGGUCGCCUGCCCAGCGGGCCCCCAGGAGAGGGCUUGGGCGCCCCGGCAGCCCCCCAAUCCCCAGGACCUGGCACGCAAGUGCGUUUGGGUCAGGAGGAGAGCUCUGUGUGCAUGUCAGGCCCGAGAUGCAGAUUUCUAUUUUCUGAAACUGGAAGCAGCCUUGAUGUGUUUUGAAGGUGUGUGCCAAAUGCUUCAGACGGAGGUGCUGACCUUGGUUGGUUUCUCUCUGCCCAGCUACUCUGGGGGUGAGCCUGACCACCUCCGAUGGGGGCCAUGGGGCUGCUGUUCUGACCACACUGGCUGAAGCAAACCGCCAGCCCCCCGUGCCCCCUCCCAACUCAACAUGCACUCAUUCAGUCCAUUGCCUUAACACAAGCCUGAUGGAACCAUUUUCUCACAAUAUAAAUGAAUAAAGUGUCUUCUGACCUACUUCUCAA